Messenger RNA from Chrysemys picta bellii (western painted turtle), 3942 nucleotides. NCBI's taxonomy places the organism in Eukaryota, Metazoa, Chordata, Testudines, Emydidae. The record is from RefSeq and is a predicted model, not a curated record.
GCUGUGGGGGCCGGGAGGGGUAGGUGGGAUGUAUGGGGUCGGGAGAAGGAGAUAAUAGGGCUGGGAAGAAGCAUCAUCCACCGGAAUCAUCCCUAAGUGCCCCAGUUCAGGAACCAGGCUCUCCAGCCCCCUGUGUGGGGGAGGGUCUUUGCCCAUUGCUCUGUCCCCAAACGUGGGGAGGCUGUGGGGUCUCUGCCGCCCGAGUGGGAGAGUGGGGGGAAGUUGUGGGCUCUCUGUUCCUCUUACAGGGUUGGUUGUGUGUGUGUGUGGUUGGGGGGGUGGAUCCGCAUCUCUUGACGAUGGACCGCGGUGGGGGGGCGUCUGUGUCCAUCCCUUUGCUAUCUGAAUGGGGGCGGUUUCUAGGGUCCUGUAUCCGAAAGCCCCUGCAACAAUAACUAACGCUAGCGCUCUGAUAACAAAUAGUUCCUCUGCCUAUCUCCUUCUCCCCACCACGUACCCCUCUUAGAGGUAUAGGGUACAGCGGUUUCAGGGUUAGACCUUAAACAGAAACAGACUCUUCCUCUGGAACUAUUGGAGGUUAUCAGGACUAGGGUUGAUGGAGAAAACCCCACGGUAUUAAUGUAUGUUAAGUAAAGGGUGGGAGGAUUUAGUUUUGUUCCAUACCUAGGACGUGUGCUGUGAUCUAACGUUCCAGUCCAGUGUGGUUUUUUUCACCUCUUUUAUUUAUAUGAUCUUCCUACUUGAAGGCCAUUUAAGUAGCUUAAGAGAAGUAUAGUUCCCUGGCCCCAAGGGGAUUAGUGAUUAACUCAUAGUAUCUGUUGAAGUGAUGAUCAUAUUUUGUUUGUGGUGCUAUGUACAAGAAUGCUAAAAUGUCUUUCUAUAAAUUAUCAACAUCGUUAUUGAAAUACAACCACCUUUAGGGUGAAGGGUGGCCACCAGCUGGCUCAUAAACACACUCCACAAAGUAUGCAUUUGGAUAAAGAACAUAGCAGAAUAGGUGUCUUCUGUGUGGAGUGCAUGGAAGGAAAACUUUCUUUAAUGCAUUCCAUGUGGAGACCUGGAAGUCUGAAGGAAACUUAAUCUCAAAUCCACGGGGGAUCAUUUCUUUUUUUAUGUUAGUCGACUCCCACUGAUGGCAUGUUGAAGUUCAUUGAACAGCAGCUGAGAGGGCGUCGGAUCAGAAGGGGACUGCUCUAAAAGCUGGGCUUGCACCAACAUGGGCCAGUGUGUCACUAAGUGCAAGAAUCCUUCUUCCACCCUUGGCAGCAAAAAUGGAGAUAGAGAAUCUAGCAGCAAGUCUCAUGGCAAAAGAAGUGCAGUUCACAAAGAAGAACAUACCUCAGUAUGUGCAAAAUCCUCUGGUGACAUACUUGUCAAUGGGACAAAGAAAACGGAUACUGCUUUAGAUUCUAGUCAACCUCCAACUUUCUCUGGGGAUGCAAAGAAAGAGCCGGUUUCCGGCACCGAGGAAUCGUCACUUCAGCGGAUUGGGGAAUUGUUUAGGAGAUACAAGGACGAACGAGAAGAUGCCAUACUGGAAGAAGGCAUGGAACGUUUUUGUAAUGACCUCUGUGUUGACCCCACUGAAUUUAAAGUGCUAGUUUUGGCUUGGAAAUUCCAGGCAGCUACCAUGUGCAAAUUUACAAGGAAGGAGUUCUUUGAGGGCUGCAAAGCAAUAAAUGCGGACAGCAUUGAUGGCAUUUGUUCUAGGUUCCCCAGCCUCUUAAAUGAAGCCAAACAAGAAGAUAAAUUCAAGGAUCUCUAUCGUUUCACCUUUCAGUUUGGCCUGGACUCUGAAGAAGGACAGAGGUCUCUACAUCGGGAAAUAGCCAUUGCCCUUUGGAAGUUAGUCUUCACCCAAAAUAACCCCCCUAUAUUGGACCAGUGGUUAAACUUCCUAAUUGAGAACCCCUCAGGAAUUAAGGGAAUCUCCCGGGACACAUGGAACAUGUUUCUAAAUUUUACUCAGGUGAUUGGACCAGACCUUAGCAACUACAGUGAAGAUGAGGCCUGGCCUAGUCUCUUUGAUACCUUUGUGGAAUGGGAAAUGGAACGAAGGAAAAAAGAAGAGGAAACCAAAUGUAUUACAUGUUCAGACACAGAGGGUCCGUGUAUAGAAGAACAGACUUAACAGCGUUUAAGCAGCAGUGACAGAAAUAACCUGUUGCCCUUCAUUAAAUGUAAACUCUGGACCUUUCUGGAAAUUACUGAGGCUCCAGAUUUUUCUACUUUACACCUUUCUCUGCCUUGUAUUUGAAAGGGCUCUAAAAUGCUGUAUCAUGGUUUAGGCACUUUCUUAAUUUUGGUUAUACCUUCAACUCUUGCCCUGAAAUAUUUGACCCUGGCUACAAGUUAAAAACAGUUAUUGGUUUUUUUUGUUUUUUGUUUUUUUAAGAUUUCAGAUUAGUAGAAGUCUGACAUUUCUUGCACAAUGUAGAUCUUUUUGUUAAGUUUAAAUUAACAUUGCUAAAUUAUACAGUGCCAGAUUCAAGUUUUGUAUCCUACACCUAUCAGGGCAGGUCUGUACUGUGUGUAGUGCUGUUUACAUUGUUGAAAUUUUAGGUUAUAUUAAUUUUAAGGUUUUAUACCAAUAUGAAUAGCAGUGUUAACUGCUAACUACAAAUGCAUUAAUUCCCUCUUAAAAACAAUGUAAGCGACUGCUUUUUGUAAUAUGGCUAAAUCCCAUUUUAAGCUAACUCUCAAAAAACAUGAGUUCAGGUCAUUCUUUUUUUGGAGUGUUGAACUAAAUGUUGGAUUUUAUUUAUGAAAACAUACUGUACCUGUCAGUCAACUGAACUGUAGUUAACACUUUGUAUCUAAAUUACUUAAGCAUCACAUGCAAAAGAGCAGUGCUACCUCAGUUUUACUGGAAGUAGACUUCCUUGAUGAAUUUUCCUUUCUGCUGAAGAAGUCAUUCAUAUUUUUAUGGCUAUGUGAAAAUACUUUGGAGCCAAAGGUUCUGCAUCUUAUGGCUGGUAAACAUUAACAGAAGCAAAAAAAAGCUGCUUUCGAGGGAAACUGGGGUAUGUAAAUCUGCUUUAAUUUACACUUGAUCUGUUCUUAAGUAUUAUCAACUUAUUUGUCUGGCAAGUGCAGUACACCUGUGUAGGGAUGAUCUCUUGCAUUAAUGUUGACAAACCAAUUUUUUAACCUAUACUUAAUUGCUAAAGCAUAGUUACAUCCCUCCAAAUUUUCUGGGGCAGCAACAACAUUGGCACCCAACGAAAAAGUGAGUUCUUCAAUGUGUUCUUAAUGACAACACUGUAGACAAUUCAUUUUUAGGCUGAUUUAAUAAUGUUUAAAUAAGACUCAAUUUAUUGUUUUAAAUUACCUGUACUGGGAUUAUUUGUCUGUUGUGACCUAAAAAGGGAGUUUUAUUAACACUGGUUGAAAUUUUGUUGGUUAUUGAUGCUACCUUUUUUAAUUUUAGUAUAUCAGCUUUUUUAUACUUCUUGGUAAAAGGGAUAACUGCUGAGGCUUUCUAUUAAGCUAAGCAUUGGCUCCAUAUAUUUGAUACAUUUCUAUUAUACAACUUUAUUUUCAGAGUUGUAAAAUGACUUAAAUUUAAAAAUGAAACUGGUGAGCAAUUAGUUCCUAUUGUCCAAUGGUUCUUGUGCGGUAGGGCUCUUUAAAGCAAAUUGUAAAUUGCUACUUUGCAUCCCAGUGGCCAGGCAGAUGCCCCGGCGGACUCUCACAAUGGUCACUGCAUGCUAGCAAAUCCAGUGGCAAGAUCUGUUUUGAGAUCCUGCAUCAUUAACAAUGCUUGUGUAAUUAAACUAAAGUAGGUAUCUGUUUAAGAAGAUUUUUCUCAAAUUACAUCUUCUCACCAUGGUGAGAGGUCAGUGUUCUGCGUGCAUUAGGGAUGUGUAAAAAUUAUGGAAAACUAAUGUUACUCCCGUUUCAAGUAUAAAAAAGGUUGUCAACUUUCAGGAGAAACACAAAAUUUAGGACUUGGUUCCUGGUAAUUAAAUAUAUGCUGAA